Messenger RNA from Rotaria sp. Silwood2, 1638 nucleotides. The record is from the annotation of a GenBank genome assembly. NCBI's taxonomy places the organism in Eukaryota, Metazoa, Rotifera, Eurotatoria, Philodinida, Philodinidae.
AUGGAUCAAAAUAAAAAAUCUCCAAAAACUGAUAAACACAAGACAACUACAAAUGCAUCAUCCAAAAGUGGAAAAAAUGAUGAAAAAGACGACGAAAAUGUUUUAUCUAAAGCGGCUCAUAAAAUUGGAGACAAAGUGCAUAACUUUACUGAUGAUGUUAAAGAAAAAGCACAUCAUUUAACUCAUAGUGAUGAUCCAAAAAAAGAUAAAGGUGAUAAGAAAGAGGGCACUAAAUUAAAAACAUCAUCAAAAAUUGAUAAGAAAGAUUCCGAUGAUGAAAAAGAAAAAGAUACAUCAAAACCACCACCACCUCCACCCUCAUCUUCUUCAGAACCUCCGUCUGAUGAUAAAGAAGGUGGUAGUGGUAGUGGUGGUACUGCUGCUGCUCCCCCUUCUUCAAAACCACCCGGUUUACCAUCUCAAGCCGGCAAACAAGAAAAUUCUGCAGCUGCACCUCCAUCGUCAAAAAAAACUGGUCCUGAUCCAGCCAGUAAAGCUAAAGAACCACCGUCAGGUGGUGAUUCUAAACCUCCUGGUGAAAAGAAAGAUGACGAUGCUGCUGCUGCUCCUUCUUCAAAAGCACCUGGUAGUAGUUCGGCUAGUAAAUUUCCUGGCACGCCUGCUGAUAACCAGAAAGCUGCUACAACUCCUCCUUCUUCUAAACCAGCGAGCAACGAAAAGGAUAAUACAAAGUCUGUAGACCUAGCAAUAAAUAAUGAUUCAAAACAGUCAGCUAGCAAACCAAAUAGUGCUUCAGGUGAUGCUGAUACAUCUAAUAAACUAUCGACAGAAGAAAAUCCAAAUGAUAAAGUUCAUAUUUUGUUUGAUGGCGUGGAAACUGUUGAUGAUUUACUUGAGCGAAUCGAUGAAGCAAUUGAAAAGGCAAACGUUGUUGUAACUAGUAGCAAAGACAAAAAUGUUUCUGACAAAAAAGAAAGACAAAAUGUCUCAGGUAGAACUGCAAAUAAUACUGGAAAAAAAACUGAAGUGAAGGCUGCAGAAGAAGAACCAGUUCGUAUCCCUUAUGGUGAUGUACAUCAGCUAAAAGAUAUUUUAGCUCUAGUCAAUGAUCAACCAGGUCAUCGAAAAGUUGUACUUGAAGGCGCACCUAAACAAUCAAGUAGUGCUACUAUUAAAAAAUCUAAUAAUUCACCGUCUGCUACAACUUCUCCAGUCACUACAAAUGAACAAAAAGAUUUAUCAACAAAAGAAAAACCAACUGAAAAUCAACCAUCUUCAAAUGAUACAUCUUCAUCUAAAGCGGAUCAAAUUCAUAUUAAUAUUGACAAUAUUCAAUGUGUUGAUAAUCUAUUAGAUCGUGUUGACGAUGCUAUUCAAAAUGUCCCAGUUGUGAUUGAUGUAGAAUCUCAUAUAGAUAAAGCUCCAAGUUCUCCAUCAGAAUCAAAGGAACAUGUUCAAAAUGAAGUCGAAACUCAAAAACAAGGAGAAAUUAGCAAGAAAGAAAUAGCAACUGCUAUGAAAUUUCAAAAACAAAAUCCUGAAAUCGAACAAGAAAAUAAUGAAAUAAGCUUAAUUGAACCAGAUGCUGUUCAUCAAUUUGCUGUUCAAUCGGAUGAUCUGAAACAAACAACAAUAUAUGCUGAUGCUUUAUUACCAUCCAUUAUCAUAGAAGAUUGA